CGCUAUUUGCAAGAAGCCUCAUAUGAACACGAAGACUACCAGUUGUCCUACCAUAACUCCAACUUCAUUCAGAAGUUACAACAGUCUAUUCCAAGCCCAAGUGAGCAGACAACCCCAGCAGCAGACUGGUUGACAUGCCCGGGCGCUACCGCGACUUCUGUAGACAGAGGCGUUGAACACACUCAUCCAUAUGACCAAAAGCAGGAUCAUUCCAACCGCCUCUGUCACCAAAAUAAUUACGUUCAAACGCAUCAGCCUCAGCAACAUCUGCAAUAUCAGCAACACCAGCAUCAGCAACAUCAGCAUCAGAUUCACCCUCAGCAAUCUCAUUGGUUCACUCCCUCCGUCCUAUUCACCUGCUCUCCUCGACCUACAUUCCCUAUAGAGCAAGUACCGCAAACAAAUACUUUAUGCAAGACAUCUUCACAAAUUGUCCUCCCCGGCAGAGGUUCUUGCACAGAUGCCUCAAAAUCGGUCCAACUUUCAGGGAAGUCAUCUUCCCUAUUGUAUGCCUACUCUUCUACAAUAGGUACCUCGAUACAACCAGCGAGCACUCGACUAGGGAACUCGGAAACAGGCUUGACGGCUGGCCAAGCGUCCUGUUCGCUUCACCCGUCCGGACUAAUUGCUUCGAAUACCACCACCAUUUCCCUCUCUUCACCGAAUGCCAAUAGUGCUAAAUCAGAGACACCACAGUCUGUCAACCUACUUCUCAGCUCCCCAGAAGGAAUAAAUACCGAUUCGGGCUGCCGUUCAGAGAGUGCUAUUUGCAAUCAAGUUUGCCUCCUCCAAAAAUCAGGGCAGCUCCCUGUCGCACAGUGUGGUUCUGGAGAUCAAAGGUGCCGAACCAGUCUGGAAGGCCUAGGCCUUGCGGCUGGACGGCCGUUGAUAGGAAUGGAGCAGACGGUCUUUUGCCUGGGCACUAUUUAG
Molecule: messenger RNA, 930 nt
Organism: Protopolystoma xenopodis
Lineage: Eukaryota; Metazoa; Platyhelminthes; Monogenea; Polystomatidea; Polystomatidae
Source: the annotation of a GenBank genome assembly